Messenger RNA from Durio zibethinus, 1086 nucleotides. Its product is annotated as caffeoyl-CoA O-methyltransferase. Lineage: Eukaryota; Viridiplantae; Streptophyta; Magnoliopsida; Malvales; Malvaceae. The record is from RefSeq and is a predicted model, not a curated record. Gene Ontology annotation, molecular function: O-methyltransferase activity; S-adenosylmethionine-dependent methyltransferase activity.
UUUCCUCUUUCAACUCAGGUUUCCUUUCAAAGGCAAUCGAAAUCGCAGGCACAGAAAAACAGGAAAGCAAAGAAAGAACCUUUGAAGAUUUGUAGCAAUGGCAACCAAUAAACAAGAGCAGCAAUCUCAGGCUGGUAGGCACCAGGAAGUUGGCCACAAGAGCCUUUUGCAAAGUGAUGCUCUUUACCAGUAUAUCCUUGAGACCAGUGUGUAUCCAAGGGAGCCUGAACCCAUGAAGGAGCUCAGGGAGUUGACUGCCAAGCACCCAUGGAACCUUAUGACUACAUCAGCCGAUGAAGGCCAAUUUUUGAACAUGCUUCUUAAGUUGAUCAAUGCCAAGAACACCAUGGAGAUUGGUGUCUACACUGGCUAUUCUCUCUUAUCCACCGCCCUUGCUCUCCCCGAUGAUGGAAAGAUCUUAGCCAUGGAUAUUAACAAAGAAAACUAUGAGUUGGGUCUGCCUGUUAUUCAAAAGGCUGGUGUUGCGCACAAAAUUGAUUUCAGAGAGGGUCCUGCUAUGCCAGUUCUUGAUAAAUUAGUCGAAGAUGAAAAGAAUCACGGAUCCUUUGACUUCAUCUUUGUGGAUGCUGAUAAGGACAACUACUUAAACUACCACAAGAGGCUAAUUGAGCUGGUGAAAGUAGGUGGUUUGAUCGGCUACGACAAUACCCUGUGGAAUGGGUCGGUGGUAGCACCACCUGAUGCUCCUCUCAGGAAGUACGUCAGGUAUUACAGAGACUUUGUUUUGGAACUCAACAAGGCUCUUGCUGUUGACCCCAGGAUUGAGAUCUGCAUGCUCCCCGUCGGUGAUGGAAUCACCCUUUGCCGUCGGCUCAAAUGAACCACCACCACCCAACAUUGACCUAACGUCUCUCGUUCGGCACAAAAAAUUUGACAUUAAUAUCUUAUGUAUUUUCAAUUUUCAACUCCCCCUUCCCUUUUUAAUUUCGAGAAUCUUUAUUUGUGUAUUUUCAAAUCACAAUUAUUUUCUCAAUCUAUGAAUAUUCGAGUUAAAAUAAUAUUUUCAGAAAUAUUUGUACUUAUUCAAUUUUAUCUUAUUUGCAUUUCAGGAUUAUUUGUCUUCAA